GUCGUAUUCCCAUACUCUUCAUCGAUCUAAAAAAAUGUGUAAAGCGUAGCUGUGAAAAUGCCCAUCCAAAACCCCUGAAAAACCUUUUGCUUUCUCAAACCAAUGGCUACGUUAUCAGUUGCUCCACUUGUUCCUCUUCUUCCUCCACGGCAAUCAUUCGCGUUCUUCAAGCUUCCCUCAUCCACUAAUGGACCUCUUCUCCCCUUUCCCAUGCUUACCCUUGUACCCACUAAGCGCUCCCGUUCCCGUUUCGUGUUCCCCAAAGCCGCCUCCUCUGUUUACGCCACCAUUGACGACCUCGAGCUCGACACUGUCAAUAUUGCCGACGACGUAACCCAGUUAAUUGGGAGAACACCAAUGGUAUACCUCAAUAAAGUUAGCGGAGGCUGUGUGGCGAAUAUUGCAGCAAAGCUCGAGUCUAUGGAACCCUGCCGAAGUGUCAAGGAUAGAAUUGGCGGUAGCAUGAUAUCUAAUGCAGAAGAAAGUGGAUUAAUAUCUCCUGGGAAGAAUGUAUUGGUUGAACCAACUAGUGGAAAUACAGGACUGGGAAUUGCUUUUGUCGCUGCUACUAAAGGGUACAAACUCAUAGUGACGAUGCCUGCAUCUGUAAAUCUUGAAAGAAGGGUUCUAUUACGCGCUUUUGGAGCGGAAGUUGUUUUGACAGAUCCAGAGAAGGGUUUGAAAGGGGCUUUAGAUAAAGCUGAACAAAUUGUUCUCAGCACCCCUAAUUCAUUUAUGCUUCAACAAUUUGAUAAUACUGCAAAUGCAAAGAUCCAUUUUGAUACUACCGGGCCAGAGAUAUGGGAGGAUACCAUUGGAAGUGUUGACAUUUUAGUUGCUGCUAUUGGAACAGGUGGUACUGUCACAGGCACUGGGCGUUACCUGAAAGCGAUGAACAAAGAAAUAAAGGUAGUAGGUGUAGAACCUGCAGAGCGGAGUGUGAUCUCUGGAGAAAAUCUAGGUUACGUGCCAAGCAUUUUGGAUGUUAAUCUGCUUGAUGAAGUCAUGAAGGUUACCAAUGAUGAAGCUGUUGAAAUGGCAAGGCAAUUAGCGUUGAAGGAAGGUUUGCUGGUUGGUAUUUCAUCAGGAGCUGCUGCAGCUGCUGCAAUAAGUUUAGCAAGAAGACCUGAGAACGCUGGAAAACUUAUUGCGGUUAUAUUUCCAAGCUUUGGUGAGAGGUAUAUUCCAACUGUACUUUUCCAAUCCUUAUAUGAAGAUGUUCAGAAGAUGCGAGCAACAUGAAUAAAUCAAACCAUUCAAGACAAAUGAGUUGUGCAAAAGAUUUGGCAACUUAUAUAACAUCAAGCAAACAGUAAGAAACAUUUUUCAAAAGGUAAUAUAUUUGAACUGUUAAUACUGGAUAGAUAUUUUCUGUCCCGUAACACGGUACUGUUUUUAUAUGGUUAGAUUUGUGAUUCAAUGUGGGCAGUGCUGUUCAGGGUGGGU
Messenger RNA from Fragaria vesca subsp. vesca, 1446 nucleotides. RefSeq names its product probable cysteine synthase, chloroplastic-like. The coding region runs from base 103 to 1242 and encodes 379 amino acids. Gene Ontology annotation, molecular function: cysteine synthase activity. Gene Ontology annotation, cellular component: cytoplasm. Lineage: Eukaryota; Viridiplantae; Streptophyta; Magnoliopsida; Rosales; Rosaceae. The record is from RefSeq and is a predicted model, not a curated record. The transcript has 10 exons.